Molecule: messenger RNA, 2681 nt
Organism: Periophthalmus magnuspinnatus
Lineage: Eukaryota; Metazoa; Chordata; Actinopteri; Gobiiformes; Gobiidae
Product: retinoic acid receptor alpha-B-like
Exons: 9
Coding region: 987-2483 (498 amino acids)
Biological process (GO): cellular response to corticotropin-releasing hormone stimulus; retinoic acid receptor signaling pathway; regulation of transcription by RNA polymerase II
Cellular component (GO): transcription regulator complex; nucleus
Molecular function (GO): zinc ion binding; nuclear glucocorticoid receptor binding; nuclear receptor activity
Source: RefSeq, a predicted model, not a curated record
UCCUUUUACGCGCGGGACAAACCUCAGACUGAACCCGGGGAAGAGCCACGCGUGGAUCCGCCGCUGUUUGGCAACUUUACACGAACCAACGACCGCGCUUUUGUCCGUGGACCGUGUCUUUUUUUGGCUGGACUCUGAGCUGCGCGAGCCGGAGCAGCCCCGGGACGUGUUUUUGUGAUUAACUGGAGCUUUAUGCUGUGACCGAGCCGCCGUGGAGCCGCCGUGGAGCCGCUGUGGAGCCGCUGUGGAGCCGCUGUGGAGCCGCCAAGGAGCCGCUGUGGAUCCGUUCUGCUUUCCCCGCGGCGCUGGUGUAAAGGACACGAGUGACUGUCCACGCAAAGACAAACCAGACACAGGAUUACGCGCUGUUUGACCGGUCCAGGCUAAAGAAAUGCUAACGCCACAGAGCAGGGUCAGCGCGUAACGGCCCCACGGUCCUACAGCCCCACGGUCCCGCAGCCCCACGGUCCCACGGUCCUGUCUCUGUCUCAUUUCACGCGGCGUGUCCAGACUCCGCGCGUGUUUCUUUGCUUUUUUCUCUCGGGGCUGAAGUUUGUGUCUCUUCCCGGUGUUUCUCCAAAAGGGCUAAAGGUCAAAGGAGCAGCGCGCGGCCGCCCCUCCUCCUCCUCCUCCUCAGAGGGAGUUUUGUGAUGAAGAUGUGAACUCUUCCUCCUCUUCCUCCUCUUCCGCUCUCUCCUCGCCGCGCGCUCCGCUUUCAUCUUUUUCACACUUUCUUUUUUUUUUUUUUUUGGUCCCAGGACUUCAAACGCUCCUCUCAUCUCGCCUCCUCUCCCUGCGCCUCCUCUCCUCCUCUGACACCUCUUCUCCUCCUCUCACACCUCCUCUGGUUCCUCCUUUCCUCUUGCACCUCCUCCUCUCCUCCUUUUGCGCCUCCUCUCCUCACAUCUCCUCUCCAGUCCUCUUGCACCUCCUCUUGUACCUCCUCCUCUCCUCCUCUCUCCUCCUUUUGCGCCUCCUCCUCGGGGAUGUACGGGGAGAGCGUGGAUGUGGUGGGUUUGAGUCCCACCCCGAGCAGCCCGAGUCCCGGCUCCUUCUUGAGCGUGGACUAUUACCACCGCCCCCCGGGUCUGGGGCCGGGGCUGGGGUCGGGGCUGGGGCCGGAGAAGGGCCUCCUGUCCGGGGUCGGAGGUCUUCAGAGGCCGUUCGGGGGGUCUCUGGUCAGCGGUCGACACUGGAGCGGAUCCAGCCACUCCAUAGAGACCGAGAGCACGAGUUCAGGGGAAGACCUCCUAGUGCCCAGCCCCCCGUCCCCUCCCCCGCCGCCCCGGGUCUACAAACCCUGUUUCGUGUGUCAGGACAAAUCGUCUGGAUAUCACUACGGCGUGAGCGCGUGUGAAGGAUGCAAGGGUUUUUUUCGGAGGAGUAUCCAGAAGAACAUGGUGUACACGUGUCACCGGGACAAAGUGUGUGUCAUUAAUAAAGUGACGAGGAACCGCUGUCAGUCCUGUCGGCUUCAGAAAUGCCUGGACGUGGGGAUGUCCAAAGAGCUGGUGAGAAACGACAGAACAAAGAAGAAGAAGGAGGAGAAGAAGCAGUCUGAAGCUGAGGUGUACGUUCUGUCCGCAGACACAGAGGAGAUGAUCGAGAGAGUUCGCCGAGCGCAUCAGGACACUUUUCCAUCGUUGUGUCAGCUUGGAAAAUACACAACGAAUAACAGCUCGGAGCAUCGUGUGGCUCUGGACGUCAACCUGUGGGACAAAUUCAGCGAGUUGUCCACAAAAUGCAUCAUAAAAACAGUAGAGUUUGCAAAGCAGCUCCCAGGAUUCACCACACUGUCCAUCGCCGACCAGAUCACACUGCUCAAAGCCGCCUGCCUCGACAUACUGAUUCUGAGGAUCUGCACUCGUUACACUCCAGACCAGGACACCAUGACGUUCUCGGACGGUCUGACGUUAAACCGCACGCAGAUGCACAACGCCGGCUUCGGUCCGCUCACAGACCUGGUGUUCGCCUUCGCCAGUCAGCUCCUGCCUCUGGAGAUGGACGACGCAGAGACGGGUCUGCUCAGCGCCAUCUGUCUGCUGUGUGGAGAUCGACAGGACCUGGAGGAGGCGGAGAAGGUGGAUGUUCUUCAGGAGCCGUUGUUAGAGGCCUUAAAGAUUUACGUGAGGCGAAGGAGGCCUGAAAAACCCUGUAUGUUUCCCAAGAUUCUCAUGAAGAUCACAGACCUCAGGAGCAUCAGUGUGAAAGGAGCUGAGCGUGUGAUCACUCUGAAGAUGGAGAUCCCGGGCUCCAUGCCUCCGCUCAUCCAAGAAAUGCUGGAGAACUCAGAGGGCGACGGGCAGAAGGGGCACAGCUCAGGAGGGAAGAGCAGAGCGUCCAGAGGAGACAAAAACACCCUCAGCACAGCCAGCACCUCACCCUCGUCCUCCUCCACCAGCCCCUGCUCUUCACCGGGAUCACCCUCAGCUUCACCCUCAGCUUCACCCUCAGCUUCACCCUCGGCUUCACCCUCCACAUGAAGACCAGCACAUGAAGACCAGCCACCACCACCGCACGGGCCCGGUACCGACGCCACCGCACCGGCCCGGUACCGACGUUUCCACAAAACCACACCUGACCUCAGACCACGCCUCCACUGCUGCAGAAAGAACAACAGAGAGCAGAAGAUCGCUGUCACUGCCGGACAACAGAACUUUAAAAAAAAAAGACUAAAUAUA